Penicillium verhagenii is the source of this 984-nucleotide messenger RNA. RefSeq lists its product as uncharacterized. Bases 1 to 984 code for a protein of 327 amino acids. The record is from RefSeq and is a predicted model, not a curated record. The transcript has a single exon. Lineage: Eukaryota; Fungi; Ascomycota; Eurotiomycetes; Eurotiales; Aspergillaceae.
AUGAAGCUUACCUUGGCCGCGGCUCUUUUUCUUUUGUGCUCCACCGGAGUCACGUCCUUACCAACAAACCCUCAACCAGGUAUUGAGACUUUUGGAGUUCCUGUGGAUUAUGAAGUGAAACUCGAGAAGCGUCGUGGUGGUGGAGGUAGCAGCAGCAGCAGUGGCAGCAGCAGUGGUGGAAGCAGCGGAGGUCGUUCGGGAAGCAGCAGUUCCAGCAGUGGCAGUGGUAGCUCUCGUGGGGGUUCAUCCAGCUCGGGGUCAUCCAGUUCAUCGAGUGGAUCGACAGGCAAAACCAGUUCCUCCAGCAAUACCGGGGGAACAACCAGCAAGGGUUCUGGCACCACAGCAUCCUAUGGCGGCAACAGGUACGAUAGUACAUUUUAUGGCGGCUACAUUCCGAGUAUUGGCUACAUUGACUUUAAUUGGCCUUGGACUUAUUACUCCGAAGCGCCCUCGGAAAAGAUUUCCACAAAUCGUAAAUACAACGGAAGAACUUACGGUGCAAACAGAUAUUACGCGGGAGGCGCAACCACACCUUAUCGAGCCGGUUCACGCUCAGCAUUGGGAAUCACUCCAUUCCUGUUACCAGUGGCUGCUCUGGCUUUCUUCCCAGGACUCUGGUACCACCCCGCCUACGUCUACGAUUACAACGAUAAUUACAACUACGUUGACGACUCCACCAAGAAAAACGUGUCAAUGCCGGUGGCUUGUCUAUGUGAGGAAUAUCAAGAGUGUGGUUGUGACAAUAACACCAACAGUACUUAUUACGAGUCUUUGUUCAACGGCACCCAACCCAAAAACAGCAGCGUGGUGACCGUGGCCAAAGUCAAUGACACGGAGAAGAUCUAUAUCAAUGGUACCUUGGCCAAUGGAACUACAGCUGCCGACAGUUCCGCCGCCUCAGGGGCUAUGGCGACUAUGUUACAAGCCAGUGGGUAUUGGGCCACUGCGGCUGUGGUGCUUGCUACGGUGUGGGGUAUCUAA